CCAUGUUCUUCUCCCUGGCAUUUCAGGCCAGAGUAGCCAGCCUCUCUGCCCAGUGGGGAAGACAAAUAAGGAAUUUGCGUAAGUCAUCUGUGCAAAAUGGUGCUGGAGGAGCCUUAUUUGUGCACAGAGAUAUGCCUGAGAAUAACCCAGAUGUCCCAUUUGAUUUCACACCAGAAAACUAUAAGAGAAUAGAAGCAAUUGUGAAAAACUAUCCAGAAGGACACAAAGCAGCAGCUGUGCUUCCAGUCCUGGAUUUAGCCCAAAAGCAGAAUGGGUGGUUGCCCAUCUCUGCUAUGAACAAGGUUGCAGAAGUUUUGCAAGUACCUCCAAUGAGACUAUAUGAAGUUGCAACUUUUUAUACAAUGUAUAAUCGAAAGCCAGUUGGAAAAUACCACAUUCAGGUCUGCACUACCACACCUUGCAUGCUUCGUAACUCUGACAGCAUACUGGAUGCCAGUCAGAAAAAGCUUGGACUGAAGGUUGGGGAGACAACACCUGACAAACUUUUCACUCUUACAGAGGUGGAAUGUUUAGGGGCUUGUGUAAAUGCACCAAUGGUUCAAAUAAAUGACAACUAUUAUGAGGAUCUGACACCUAAAGAUAUUGAAGACAUUAUAGACGACCUCAACGCUGGCCAAGUUCCAAAACCUGGGCCAAGGAGUGGACGUUUCUGUUGUGAGCCAGCUGGAGGUCUUACCUCUUUGACUGAACCACCUAAAGGUCCUGGAUUUGGUGUUCAAACAGGCCUCUAUGUUAAACUAUAA
Dipodomys spectabilis (banner-tailed kangaroo rat) is the source of this 764-nucleotide messenger RNA. RefSeq names its product NADH dehydrogenase [ubiquinone] flavoprotein 2, mitochondrial-like. The transcript has a single exon. Bases 3 to 764 code for a protein of 253 amino acids. Gene Ontology annotation, molecular function: NADH dehydrogenase activity. The record is from RefSeq and is a predicted model, not a curated record. Lineage: Eukaryota; Metazoa; Chordata; Mammalia; Rodentia; Heteromyidae. Gene Ontology annotation, biological process: mitochondrial electron transport, NADH to ubiquinone.